Molecule: messenger RNA, 243 nt
Organism: Caenorhabditis remanei
Lineage: Eukaryota; Metazoa; Nematoda; Chromadorea; Rhabditida; Rhabditidae
Exons: 2
Coding region: 1-243 (80 amino acids)
Source: RefSeq, a predicted model, not a curated record
AUGCCAAAGCAACAAUUUGAAAUCAUCGACUACGCGGCUCCGUUGUUCGUUGGAGCAGCUUUUGCACUCGUUGUUUUCUUGCUCACAUUCUUUAUUAAUUUCGCGUUUAUUGGAAGAACCGAUGAGGUCACUGCAUUUGAGAAGCUCGGUGCUCGAUACAAUCUCCGCGUUGGACCACAUCGUGUCUCCCUCGUGAAGUCUGCUAUGGAAAAACACGUGGAUGAGGAUGGACAUGAAUAUUAA